This is a messenger RNA of Scedosporium apiospermum, 2955 nucleotides long. Its product is annotated as Vacuolar membrane protein. Gene Ontology annotation, molecular function: protein binding; protein-macromolecule adaptor activity. The transcript is spliced from 7 exons. Bases 1 to 2955 code for a protein of 984 amino acids. Gene Ontology annotation, biological process: endosome organization; intracellular protein transport; vacuole organization. Gene Ontology annotation, cellular component: HOPS complex; endosome. The record is from RefSeq and is a predicted model, not a curated record. Lineage: Eukaryota; Fungi; Ascomycota; Sordariomycetes; Microascales; Microascaceae.
AUGGCGAUAUCGUGGAAAUCCUUCGACUUCUUCGACGUCGCCGAAGUCCGACUCGCCGACGACGAGACCCGACAAGUCUUCGAGAGCAACGAUAUAUCAUGCGUCAUAUCCGGGUCCGAAAGCCUCUUCCUCGGCUCCUACGAUGGCUACGUCCGCAUCGUCAAUUCGAACUGGAAGGUCGUCCGGAGCUUCCUGGCUCAUGAUGUCGGAACCAUUACCCAUAUGCGCCAGGUCGAGGGGACGAGUUUGCUGGUGACGGUUGCCGAAGAUCUCAGUAGCCCCCCGGUGCUCAAGCUAUGGGCGCUCGACAGACUCGUGAAGAAGACCAAUAUGCCAACUUGCCUGACGACCUUCGCUAUCAACAACGGGAAGCAGCAGUUUCCGAUAUCGGCCUUUGCCGCCAUCAAUGAUCUUACACAGAUAGCCGUCGGCUUCGCGAAUGGUGCCGUAACCAUAGUCCGGGGAGACCUCGUCAACAACAUGGAGCCGAAACAACGAAUCGUGUACGAGUCCGAAGAGCCGAUAACAGGCCUUGAACUAUUCUAUUCGGCCGAAUCGAAAGAGACUACAAUCUUCGUUGCGACAACGAGUCGGAUAAUGCGAUUGGUCGUCUCGAGGCGAGGACAAGGUUCACCCCCAAAGACAGUCGAGGAUGCCGGCUGCGGCGUGGGAUGCAUGACGACGGAUAAGAAGAGUGACAAAAUAGUUGUCGCGAGAGAGGACGCAAUAUAUUAUUACACGAUGGACGGCCGAGGCCCCCCUUGUGCCUACGAAUCCCCGAAGAGUCUUGUUUCGAUAUACGGUGACUAUAUAGCGCUCGUAUGUCCGCCCACAGACCAGUCGACGAGGGAGCCCGAGACAAUACGACGGCGCUUUGGCGGUGCCGCAGAUGCGCUUUUCAAUGCGUCAACAUUUGUACUCCUGGAGCCGGAGCACCGUGUUAUUGCGCACAGCGAGUCCUUAAUAUCAGCGGUGAAGGCGGUCUUUGAGAUUUGGGGAGAUUUGUUUGUGAUGACGCAAGAUGGAAAGGUCAAACGAUAUCACCAGAGGACGCUUCAGCAGAGACUUGAGAUGCUUUAUCAAAGGAACAUGUUUCCGUUAGCGCUCGAGCUAGCGAAGAGCGCAAGAAUGGAUAGCCGGCAACAGAGUGCGAUUUGCAAGCUGUUCGGCGAUCAUUUGUACCAAAAGGGAGACUACGAUGCGGCCAUGGUUCAGUACAUUCGCGCGAUAGACACCACGGAGCCCUCGCAAGUUAUCCGCAAGUUCCUUGAUACGCAACGCAUUCACAACCUCAUCCAGUACCUCGAACAACUCCACGAACACAGGAAAGCCACGGCGGAUCACACGACACUUUUGCUCAACUGCUAUGCUAAGCUGAAGGACAUUGAGAAGCUCGAGGCGUUCAUCAAGUCUCCUGGAGACUUGAAGUUUGAUCUGGACACGGCAAUCUCGAUGUGUAGGCAAGGCGGCUAUUACGAGCAAGCGGCGUAUCUCGCUGAGCAGCAUGAGGAAAUUGACCUCGUGGUUGACAUUUUGGUGGAAGACUCUAAGAACUAUGAUGAGGCGUUAAGUUUUAUCCGGCAGCAGGAUCCCGAGACGGCCUACAACUGUCUCAUGAAAUACGCGAGGGUGCUUAUCGAGAAUUGCCCCCGUGAUGCUACGCAGCUAUUUGUUGAUUACUAUACAGGGAAAUACCGGCCAAGGCCAAAGAUGGUGGAAGUUACCCCAGAGGCUAUAGAAGCGGCCCAGGGAGGCCUGGCUGCUGGAGCAGCCGUAGCGGUACAGAACUUUACCAAUUUGAUCGCACUUCGUGGGAACGGCACGCCGUCUACGCCGACUAACGCCAACGCGCCAAUUAACGGCCAAGGGGAUGCUGUUGCUGCGGCUGCGGCAGCGGAGGAUGUGGCUACCUCGGACUACACUCCGCCAGCGCCUAGAACGGCUUUUUCGUCAUUCAUUGACCAUCCGAACGAAUUCAUCGUGUUCCUAGAAUCAUGUCUCGAAUCCCCGGAGCUGAGCAAAUCUGACAAGACGGAUCUAUACACCACGUUGUUCGAAAUGUACCUUCACAAAGCAAGUGAGAAGAAAGGAGAAGGCCGAGAGGAAUGGGAAGCCAAAGCCAAGAAGCUCAUCGGCGGUGAGGAUAUACCGAUGGAGAGCUCCAACGUGCUUCUGCUCUCGGACCUCUCGGGAUUCAAGGACGGCACGAUUCUAGUCAAGGAACAGGCAGGCCUGCUCUUUGACAUCUUCCGAUCGUAUACCUCUGCGAAGGACACCCGCGGCGCUAUGAAGGCGCUCCGGAAGUACGGACCCGAAGAGCCGCAGCUCUACCCAGCGGCGUUGGCUUACCUCACAUCACACCCGCAGAUCCUCGAUGAGGCAGGGCCGGACGAGCUAGCGGGUGUGCUCAACAAGAUCGACAAGGACGGGCUAAUGGCGCCGCUGCAGGUGCUACAAACGAUGAUGGGACAGGGCGGCGACGGCGGUACCGGCGAGGGUGGCGUAGCGACGAUGGGCAUGAUCAAGCCGUACCUCCACGAGAUCAUCGACCGCGAGCGCCGCGAAAUAGCCUCGAAUCGCCGGCGCAUCGCAGCCUUCCGAUCCGAAACGGAACAAAAACGCACCGAACUGGCCGAGCUCAGCACCAAACCCGCAGUAUUCCAGGCGACGCGGUGCUCGGACUGCGGACAGUCCCUCGAGCUCCCCGUGGUUCAUUUCCUGUGCAAGCAUAGCUUCCACCAGCGGUGUCUGCGGGGCGGGGGCGCGGGUCCCGAAGCGGAGUGUCCGCUGUGCGCCAAGGAUAACGCGACGAUCCGGGCGCUGAGGAGGAGUCAGGCAGAGAAUGCGGAUAAGCAUGAGUUGUUUAGGAAUGAGCUUGAGAGGAGCGAGGAUCGGUUUGCCACUGUGGCGGACUGGUUUGGGAGGGGGGUGAUGGAUGUGCCGAAUGUAGAGUAG